AUGGCGUCGGUGAAGCUCCCGUGGGAUUUGGAGGAAGAGAUAAUCUCUCGUCUUCCACCUCGAUAUCUACUUCGGUUCAGAAGCGUCUGUAAACAAUGGAACUCUGUUUUCAACGACCAGAGUUUCCUCGAAAACCACAUGGGUCGUUCCCGUCCCCAGUUGAUAUUUCUGACUGAAUCCAAGUCUUUUUCGAUAGGCAUCGAUCUCGGCGGCGGCGGCGGCGUUGAUCCGAAGAUAGAGGUGUGUGAGCUAGCCUCUGAUUUUCCUAAUCAGACUAAGAAUGCGAGAAUCACCAGCAUCACGGCUUGCGACGGAUUAUUGUUUCGUCACUUUUGGGAGAAAGGGGUUGCGAUUUGGAAUCCGUGGUUGAGACAGGUUGGAUGGAUCGAGUACGAGGAUAAAGCUUUCGAACUUUGCGGUGUAGGAUACGACAGUAUUGGGUACAAGAUCUUGGGGCGUUUUCACUGUUUACGUUCAGACGGCGACGGUUGCCAAAGAGGUUACGACAGAUUUGCGAUUUACGACUGUGCUUCUCAGGCGUUGAAGUUUAUUGAUUCCCCUCUCACGCGGUGGUCUACCAGGGCGGACCCUAUGUCACUGAACGGAAAUUUGUUCUGGAUUGGUUACAGCGGCGAGACUCGUAAGCAUGUCAUUCAAAGUUUUGAUUUUUCCAUGGUUACAUUCAAAGAAAUUUUUUGUCUCCUGCCGUGUGAGAAGAUGCUGACUGUUAAUCAACUUAUCCUCGCGGUUUUCGAGGGGGGUCGGCUUUCCUUGUUGAAUCGGAACUAUGUAACAGGGAAGAUUGAGAUUUGGGUAACGAAUAACAAGGUGGUUGUUGAUAAAGGGGAACAAGUGGUGUGGGUAAACUUGAUGACUUUCCCAACAAGUAACUUACCAAUCUUAAUUAAUAAGUUGUGGGGCAUCAUGUAUUUUAUCUUUGACAAGACCCUAAUCAUGUGUUGGAGCGAAGACGAAACUGGAGAUGUUUGCAUCUAUCUUGUGAGGGAAGAUGUGUUCAAGAAGAUUUCAAUGGGUUCUGGGAGUGUUCUUCGGUAUUCGCACUGUGUCUAUGUUCCAAAUCUGAUCCCGGUGCCUUUAGAAUUCAGAUCACUGCAAGUGUAUUAG
Molecule: messenger RNA, 1125 nt
Organism: Microthlaspi erraticum
Lineage: Eukaryota; Viridiplantae; Streptophyta; Magnoliopsida; Brassicales; Brassicaceae
Source: the annotation of a GenBank genome assembly